Gadus macrocephalus (Pacific cod) is the source of this 3984-nucleotide messenger RNA. Its product is annotated as F-BAR and double SH3 domains protein 1-like. Lineage: Eukaryota; Metazoa; Chordata; Actinopteri; Gadiformes; Gadidae. Gene Ontology annotation, cellular component: recycling endosome; neuromuscular junction. Gene Ontology annotation, biological process: neuromuscular synaptic transmission; regulation of actin filament polymerization. The transcript is spliced from 21 exons. Bases 144 to 2438 code for a protein of 764 amino acids. The record is from RefSeq and is a predicted model, not a curated record. Gene Ontology annotation, molecular function: protein binding.
UGCCGCUAAUGAACAGUAGCCGCUGGGCGUGAAGUGGAGAUAGGAGGACGCAGCGACGCGUCCGUUCCUCGCCUAGGAGCUCGUGGAGAAAGCAGGACGUCGCUCACGCUCGCGGAGGAGCGCAUGCAUGUGGAGACAGAGCGAUGCAGCCACCGCCGAGGAAGGUGAAGGAAAGCCAGCAGGUGAAGCAGGUGUUCUCAGAGCAACUGGGGAAACUGCACACCAAACAGCAGCUGGACACUGAACUGCUGGAAGAGAUGAGGUGUUUCAGUAAACAAAGAGCAGCUAUAGAGAAAGACUAUGGGCAGACUCUGCAACGCUUGGCUGCUCAGUACCAGAAGAGAGACUGGCAGAGAGGAAAGACUGAUGCAGUUACGUUUGGCAGCGUGUUCGGUAUUUGGCGGUCCGUUCUAGACGCCAGUGCUAAAAGUGCCGUAGCGCGAUUGGCCGCAGCAGAAGAGUACCGCUCGCUCCUCGGAGAAACGUCAAGGAACCUUCGCUGUGCAAAGGAAGUUCGAGCUAAGAGGGGCUUGGAGCUGCUCCAGAGGGUUCAGGCGGAGGUGGUGGAGGCGAUACGGGAGCUGAACCGGAUCAAGAAGAGGUACCACCAGCUGGGCCACAUCGCAGACACAGCCCGAGAGAAGGCCGCUGAGGCACAGGCCAGGGCCCGGAGGAGUGACCAUAGAAUCUUCCACUUCAGAACAGGACUACAGAAACUGAGCGCCAAGCUCAGUUCCAGGUUAAAAGAGUGUGACGACCGUUUGCAUGAAGUUCGGAAUGAAUACCUGCUCUCCCUGGCCGCUGUGAACGCUCACCUGCACCACUACUACACUGUUCAGCUGCCACACAUCAUGGAGCGUAUGGACGGGGACGUUUAUGACCAGCUGAGGGGCCAUUUCAACCUGCUCUGCAACACGGAGAUGAGCGUGUGCCUCGCCACACACACCGAGUACAGCCGAAUCCUGGACUCUGCCGCCAAGGUGACCAGCGAUCGCAGUGGUCAGCACAUUCUGCAGGAAGGGCUGUCCUCGGCGCCCCCCCGCGCCUGCCUUCAGCCGACCGUCAGCGACGGGGUAGGUAUUCCCAAGUCCCUCCCCGCCACCAACACCUCACAGGGGACAGGCAGGAAGGAAGACCCCCAUCGCCAUGUGGAUGGAGCACGCGGAGAGAGACCGGUAUGUACCCUCUCUCUUCCAGGUGAAUGGACUCAGGAGGUCUGUGCUCUGGGGGGGGAAAGCGGUCUGAACAAGGAGGCCAGGAAAUGGGCCAGCAAGGUGGCUAAAGACUACAAGAUCAUCAGCCACGGAACAAGGGCCCUGCAGAGCCUAGAGAGCAGGGUGCAGCUCUUACCGAAGGAGACGGGGCUCAGUGUGGAGCAGAGGAUGCUGGAGGUGGAGGAGACUAUCAGGAAGGCCAAGGUGAGCCGGGUGAGGGCGGAGGCGCGGCUGGCUCUGCUGGAGGAGCGCGGGGUGGGGGUGGAGCAGUGGCUGGGCCCCGCCCUCAGGCAGGCCCACGAGGAGCUGGAGGGGGAGAGGACGCUCAGCGAGCAGAGGCGCUCCACUGGGGGCGGCUCGGAGGAGGAGUUUGACCUGACAGACUUGGAGGACUUUGAAGAGGAAGACGGAGACAUCUUUGUGGAUCUGUCCUCUGCGUCUGUAGUCUGUCUGUACCCAGCAGCAUGCAGAGUGGUGUAUGACUACCAGGCUAGCCAGUCAGAUGAGCUGUCCAUCGUGGAAGGGGAGGAGCUCCAGGUGAUAGAAGAAGGUGACGUGGAGGACUGGCUGAAGGUGUGUAACUCGUGCGGUCAGGUGGGCUAUGUCCCGGAGCGCUACGUGCAGUUCCUGUGUCUGCCAGCAGAGGACUCUGUGCAGCUGGACUGUUCCUUCAGCUCCUGUUUCUCUAUCGGGAACAUCAGAAGUGGGCCUAGUUCAGGGAUGGCCAGAGCGUUGUACGCCUACCAGGCCCAGAGUGCAGAGGAGCUGUCCUUCCAGGAGGGGGCGCUGAUCCGCCUGCUGCGCUGUGGCCAGGCUGAGGUGGACGAUGGCUUCUGGGAGGGGGAGCUGGGCGGCCGGGUGGGCGUGUUCCCCUCCCUGGUGGUAGAGCUGCUGUCAGAGGACGGGGGGGAAGAGGACGAGGACGAGGACGAGGACGAGACUCCGCCCACCCCGCCCAGCUCUCCCCCGGGCCCCUCCUACUCCCCCCCGCCGCCGGGCCCUCCCCCCUCUCUGGCCCGGGCCGGCCCGUACCCCCACCCCCCCCGCGUCUCUACCCUGUCCAGGGGUCAGGGGGUCCGAACACACGCCCUCGAUGCAGAGCCCCAACGGACUACUCAUAGCCCCGCAGAAGCAGCAGGCGGUCCCCAUGCCUCUCCUGGGAGAUUCAGACCAUGUCGAGCGCCACCUCCACCUCCUACCCUGAGGGUAUCUCCACAGCCCUAACCAAAUUGAUUCACCUGCAUUCAGUCAAGACAACGGAGCCUCUUGGCAGUCGUUCACUGGCCGGGUCAACAUGUCUUGGGCCAGGAAUGACAUUAGGGUCUGUUUGACUGAGCUGUGACAGAUCCCAGCUCGGUCAACGUCUGAAUCUGAUACAGCCGACUCUCACACAGUAUUCUAAUGCAAAUGUGUAAUAUGUUUUAGUGAGUAUAAACUGGACACUAGAUGUGCCUGGAUGACCCACAAUACAUUUCGACAGGUGGACGAUAAGAGGCAUGUAGCCUUUCAGUUGAUCACAAACAGGGCGUCCAGUGUACAUAUAUAUCUUUUUGUAGACGAUAGAAAUUUGAAAUUGAUACCAAUAGACUAGACCAGCAACCUAAAUGAAGGGGUAGCUUGCAUAAUAAUCCUCCUUAUUGCAUAUAUAUCUACAUUACAGUAGCCUGCGAUGCGUAGCUUGAUGAAGAGAAAUAGCGUGUCAUAUACAGUACAUAUCAAAAAUAUAUAGUAUAUAAUAGUAGGCUAUGUCAGAAAGGGUACAGAAUUGUAGUAUGUAGUAGUAUAUUGUAAAGAAUAUUGCAGCAUUGAUUUCUCAUUACUUGUGUACUCAGUUCCAUGAAUACAGAAAACCCUGAUAAGAGAUGAUCUAGACCUGUGUAGAUCUCUGGGGCUAUAAAACCCUAACCACAGACGGUCUACUGAUCAUAUCCACAGAAGGUCAUCGUCAGACAAACACUGCUGCCGCCCAUCGCUAUCGGUCUGCUCUUUUGUUGCGCCAGGGCGUGGGAAGCUGACUCCAGUAGUGAGUUGAGUCUGUACCGGGACUGUUAAGGCAGACCCAUCAGGGACACUCAACAGCUUGUUCCGUCUGAGGUGGUUACCUCUGGGAAAAGAGCAUUUUAAAGUGAACACCUGCAGCUGUGUUGGGUUCCAUCAAGUGCUAGUCCCUGGACUAUGAUUGAGUUAAGACAAUUAGCUGUUCAAACCACUAGUCGGUGCACUUUGGUUGAGGAAAGACAAUAAGCUGUUCCAAUGUGUUUGAUCAGGGGAUUCAUCUCGAUGUUUAUGAAAUUAGUUGAAAUGAUGAAUUCUCAAGUUUGUGUUUGAGUUGUGUCUAAUUGUAGGUUGAAAGUUCUUGUUCCACUGGACAUUGACAUUUAAGGUAUUGUGACUGCAUUUUUUAACUCUAUAACCACCAAAACAUACGAACGCAUCAGCAAAAAAGGGAUGGGAUGCAAAUAUCAUGUCAACAUUCGAAUGUGAAAAUGUUUUGCGAGAGUGGAAUUAUGUCAUUCACCCACAAUGAUUUUGUUAAAUUAGAGAUUUGAGCAGGGGUUCUCAACCAGCGGGCUGCGGAGCCACAGAGCAUUGACCACAGGGCUGCAGAGAUUUAGAAAUGACUUACACAAAAUUCAAAUGAGAGGCUUUCACACCAGUCCCAACCCCACUUCUCUAUCAUGCUUAAGUCUUCAUGCAACUAUUGUUCAAUAAAUACUUGGGGUGUUUUUUGUGUAUCAAUGGGAAUAAAUGUGGCCAUUCAAAUGCUGAA